Molecule: messenger RNA, 708 nt
Organism: Racocetra fulgida
Lineage: Eukaryota; Fungi; Glomeromycota; Glomeromycetes; Diversisporales; Gigasporaceae
Source: the annotation of a GenBank genome assembly
AUGACUACUUCGAUUUCGAACAACGUAGAUGAGGUUACCAAUGCGAAAACAUUAUAUAAAGAUAUAAACGAAUAUCUUGAUUUCUUGGCUGAUAUUCUGCAAACUGAAACGGAUGAGAGUGAUGAACCUGUCUCUCCAACCGUUGAAAAAUUCUUGAAAGAAUAUCAAGAAUACGUUAACAGCAAUGUUCCGCUCAGCUCUUCUCCGACUUCUAAUUCUACUUAUUCUACUACUUCUACAAAUUCUUCAAAAAGAAGUUCAAGACGAUCAAGCAUUUAUAAACCAAAUUUAUGGAGAUAUUCUUUAAUGUGUGAAAAUGACUGUUCAAAAGAUCUCCCAAAAUCUUUUAAGCGACUUUCUCUUCCAACAACUGCCUCGCUUUCGGUGAUCGAUUUUGAAAAGCAAGGUUUCGCCAUUCCUUCCAUCAAAUUAUUGAAGCAAUUGGAUAAUACUAAAUCCGUUCAAACUAUUGCCAAAGUUGAUAAGUCUCCAGCUACUAAUUUUCUUACUAAAAUAUUUGGCGACAAUUUCUUUGGAAAUAAGACAACUGAUGAAAUUCAAGCUGAAUCUGAAAAGUCCAAUGAAGCCUCGGUACCUGAUAAUAUACCUGACAAUUUGUCUUUAGCAAAAAUCGGUAAUAUCUCUCGUGCUGAUUAUCUUCCUUCGUGUGUGCGAUGGGAUCAAUGGGAUCGAUGGGAAUUUUAUUAA